Messenger RNA from Myxocyprinus asiaticus (Chinese sucker), 1095 nucleotides. It is a transcript of the gene rassf4a, whose product is annotated as Ras association domain family member 4a. NCBI's taxonomy places the organism in Eukaryota, Metazoa, Chordata, Actinopteri, Cypriniformes, Catostomidae. Gene Ontology annotation, biological process: signal transduction. The record is from RefSeq and is a predicted model, not a curated record.
CUGAAGCCUUUUAUGUAGAAAGAGAACACCAUGGAUCCUUUCAAGAUCUGCUAUGUGAGGUUGAAUGAGGAGAAAGUUAUUGCAAAAUCUGAUAUUUUGUCCCUUCUAAAAACCUACAACUGUUACCAUGAGGGAAAAAGCUUCAAACUUUGCAUUCGUGAGGAAGAGGGCGAGCUGAUCGAAGAGGGUUUACUCAACAUCUCCUGGGGCCUGAAGAGGCCAAUAAGACUCCAAAUGCAUGAUGACAAUGAGCAGUUUUACUAUGCCUGCUCAGGAGCUUGGAGGUCGGAGAGCUCAAAGUCCAUAAAAAAUGAAAUUCCUUCACACCAGUUUUCUUCAGAGCCCAACAACAACAAAAUCAGUGGCACAUCUGUACCCAGUUUGGAUGGAUAUAGAGCUGAGGAGGUUGUUCCUCCAUUGCUGAGAAUGAGAAGUGACGCAAGGUACAUGAAGGUCCAAAGAUCCAAAAUCCACAACUCUGCUGAUUCACAGAGGUUAAAAUGACACUGCUUCUCCAUCAAUGGCCAUUUUUACAAUCACAAGACAUCAUUUUUUACUCCAUCCUAUGGAUCAGUGACUAAUGUCUGAGUGAACAGCACUAUGACAACACAGCAAGUUCUCCUUAAUCAGUUUUGGGUUGAGAUUAAGGCAGAUUUAAGGCAGAAGUUUGUCCUCUAUCUAGUCCGUAAAUCAGGGGAGAGAACUAAGCUUAAAGACACAGAUUUGGUAUCUUGUCUGCUGCAUGGCCAAUGUGAAAAAAAAAAAAGCCAGAAUAUUUAUUAUGGAAACAUAUCGAUAUGUCUUGUCUUUCAGGUAGCACAGUAUAUUAAGUUUGAAAUGCCUGUUUUGGACAGCUUCAUCAAGAAAUUGAAAGAGGAGGAAGAGAGAGAGAUUUUAAAAUUGUCAAGAAAAUACAGUGCACUGAUAUUACAGAAAUUGGGUGGCAUCUCUCAGAGUACUAAUCGUUACAAGGAGUCCCAGAGCGCGAGCGGCCCAACAGCGGAGCAUGUAGAAAGCGUGUCUGUGUGCGCGAGAGAACAUCGCCACCCGCUGUCACUCAACGCCACUAACAGCCGCAAUGAGCAGUCAUUAUAA